GCCAAGAAUAGAGGACCGCCGGAAGCCGCUGGUGCAUGGCCAAUACUCGGCCACCUUCCCCUCUUAGGAGGGCCUCAACCGCCCCACAUAAUCCUAGCCAACAUGGCUGACAAGUACGGACCGCUCUUCACUAUCAAGCUUGGUGUUCACCGAGCUCUUAUCGUAAGCAGUUGGGAUGUGGCUAAAGAGUGUCUCACCAUUAACGAUAAAGCUUUCGCCAACCGCCCGAAAGCUUUAUGUGCAGAGAUUUUGGGGUAUGACUAUGCCUUGUUCGGUUUUAGCCCUUACGGACCUUACUGGCGCCAAGUGCGAAAGAUAGCCACGCUGCACAUCCUCUCUAACCACAAGUUGGAGUUGCUAAAGCAUGUCCGAGAAUCGGAGAUGAAGUUGUCUACGAAACUUAUAUUUGAUAUGUGGGAGAAAAACAAAGGUGUAUCAAAUAAGGUGCUGGUGGAAAUGAAGAGGUGGUUUGGAGACUUAACUUCAAAUGUCAUGUUUAGGAUGGUUGUUGGAAAGAGAUUUUUUGUGGCAAACUCGGCACAAGAGAAUGAAGAGAACGAGAGGUUUCGAAAGGAGUUGAGGGAAUUUUCUAGACUGGGUGGUGAAUUUGUAAUCUCAGAUGCAGUUCCAUAUCUUAGGUGGUUGGACUUGGGAGGUUAUGAGAAAGCCAUGAAGAAGACAGCUAAAGAACUCGAUGGGGCGCUACAAAAAUGGUUAGACGAGCAUAAACACAACCUGCACGGGAGAAGCACUAAUUCUGUGAAACAUGUCAAUGGUGAAAAUGACUUCAUGGAUAUGAUGCUUGCUGUCCUUGAUGAUGAUUAUUGUAUGGAAGAGUUUGCUGGUUCACGUACCGCUGAUACUAUUUUGAAAGCUACAUGCCUGGCGGUUCUUCUAGGAGGAACAGAUACCACAACAGUGACAUUAACUUGGGCUCUUUCUUUGUUACUCAACAAUCCUGAAGUCCUGAAAAAGGCUCAACUUGAGUUAGACAACCAUGUUGGUAGGGAAAGGCAAGUUAAUGAAUCAGAUGUGAAGAACCUAGUCUAUCUCCAAGCCAUUGUCAAGGAAACCUUGCGGCUAUACCCUGCUGGACCUCUCUCAGUGCCACAUGAAUCCAGAGAAGACUGCACAAUAGGUGACUAUCAUGUAAGCUCAGGCACACGUCUUCUCAUUAAUCUUUCAAAGAUGCAACGCGAUCCAGAUGUCUGGGACGACCCUUGUCGAUUCCAACCAGAAAGGUUUCUUACAACUCACAAGAAUGUUGAUGUUAGGGGCCAGAGUUUUGAAUUGACACCAUUCGGAAGCGGUAGACGAAUGUGUCCAGGAAUCUCUCUUGCACUUCAGGUUACUCAACUUACACUAGCUCAUUUGCUACACGGGUUUGAAAUUACAACUCCAUCUGAUGAACCAGUUGACAUGGGUGAGCGUUCAGGAAUAGCAAACAUGAAGGCAACCCCACUGGAGGUCCUUCUCACCCCAAGCCUACAUCCUAAACUUUAUGAUAAUGUUUACUAG
This is a messenger RNA of Fragaria vesca subsp. vesca, 1518 nucleotides long. Its product is annotated as cytochrome P450 82A3-like. The transcript is spliced from 2 exons. The record is from RefSeq and is a predicted model, not a curated record. Bases 103 to 1518 code for a protein of 471 amino acids. Gene Ontology annotation, molecular function: oxidoreductase activity, acting on paired donors, with incorporation or reduction of molecular oxygen; monooxygenase activity; heme binding. Gene Ontology annotation, biological process: defense response to other organism. NCBI's taxonomy places the organism in Eukaryota, Viridiplantae, Streptophyta, Magnoliopsida, Rosales, Rosaceae.